GAGCUCUAAGUGUCUCCAGUUCGAUGACAUUGUUGGGGCGCGUCCUGACAAAAUGCGCAAAAAUUUCGGGAUUCAUCAUCCAAAGCACCGCCAUCGCGUACUGUGUUGUCGAGUUUUGUGGUGGCCUUGUGAUCAGGUGCAGGCGAGCUGAACAGGAUAAAAAAAUAAUAAUCCCUGGAGAAGGGGGACAAAGGAGAAACAGCUGGGUGACUGGUGCAUGCUGAAAAAAUCCACCUGGUCCAGGUAUUGAACCAGGGACCUCUCCUUUUCCAGCUGAGCGCUCUACCAACAGUUUGCAGCGGUUCCUCCAUGGAGCCCACCAUCCAAAAUAACGACAUUAUCUUGACGGAGCAGGUCUCCGUGCACAUGCAUAACAUUCGAAGGGGGGACAUCAUAGUGGCCAAGUGCCCGACCAACCCCAGGCAGUACAUCUGCAAGAGGGUGGUGGCCGUGUACGGAGACGACCCGGUCUCCGUCUUCUCGAUGCGUAAGAUCCCCAGGGGCCACGUGUGGCUGGAAGGGGACAACAAGGGCAACUCCACGGACUCGAGGGUCUAUGGCCCGGUGCCUCUGGGGCUCGUCAGGGGCAGGGCGGUGUGCAGGGUCUGGCCCUACCACAGGGCCACCUUCUUUGGAGCAGAAAGGUCCUGAGACACACACAUCUGCCCAACUUUUUAUUGACCCAGCAGCCGAGACAGCUUCACUGCGGUGGUCCACGCCCUCGGCCAAAGCCUCCCCUCUGCAAACAAAAGAGCGCGCUCAGCAGGCCGCCGAGCUAAUGAACCCAGUGGUGCACCAGGUUUCCUCGUGACCGAGCUACUCGCCUGCAAUGCGGACUAUGAAUAAAGGACGACAACCAACCAAAUACCAA
Messenger RNA from Ixodes scapularis (black-legged tick), 871 nucleotides. Its product is annotated as mitochondrial inner membrane protease subunit 1. Bases 310 to 651 code for a protein of 113 amino acids. The transcript is spliced from 6 exons. Gene Ontology annotation, cellular component: membrane; mitochondrial inner membrane peptidase complex. The record is from RefSeq and is a predicted model, not a curated record. Lineage: Eukaryota; Metazoa; Arthropoda; Arachnida; Ixodida; Ixodidae. Gene Ontology annotation, molecular function: serine-type endopeptidase activity.